AGACAACAUCAACAUCCCGAAAGGCCAAUACAUCGCGGAGGCCAUCCCAAGGGCAAUCGCGGAGUCCAGAUUCUCCGUCGUCGUUUUGUCCAAGGGCUACGCGCCUACGCCUCUUCCACGUGGUGCUUGGACGAGCUGGCUCAGAUAGUUGAUCAUCAGAGCGGUGAUGACCGUGCCUUGCCGGUCUUUUACCAUUUGUCCCCCUCCGGUGUCUCGGAUCUCUCUUCCGGCUGCUACAAGCGCGACUUGGACCGCCACAAGGAAAAGUUCACGUACGUCAGGGUCAAUCGCUGGCGACUUGCUCUCAAGUCCAUCGCCGACAUUGCCGGCUGGGUUCUUUCCGACCAUCAGUACGUACUCGUACUACUCACUACAAAAAAAUGA
Messenger RNA from Linum tenue, 384 nucleotides. Lineage: Eukaryota; Viridiplantae; Streptophyta; Magnoliopsida; Malpighiales; Linaceae. The record is from the annotation of a GenBank genome assembly.